Anthonomus grandis grandis is the source of this 5086-nucleotide messenger RNA. It is a transcript of the gene prc, whose product is annotated as collagen alpha-1(I) chain. Lineage: Eukaryota; Metazoa; Arthropoda; Insecta; Coleoptera; Curculionidae. The coding region runs from base 73 to 4935 and encodes 1620 amino acids. The transcript has 15 exons. The record is from RefSeq and is a predicted model, not a curated record.
CAAGGAAUUAGUUUACUUCGGCCACGCUCGUCCAUCACGCAAUAACUUAUCUUUUCGCUCCAAAUAUGUGACAUGGAGCCCAAACGGGAAUUUUCGAAAAUUUUUAUUUUGUGGUUUACGUUGUGGACUUUUUGUGAUUUUUACUGUCACGGGCAGAGUUUCGUCGAUAGUUUGCAGAACACCAUUCAAAAAAACGUGGACAAACAGCGGACUUUAUACGACUAUCAAACGCGAGUGGUGGCAUACAAAGACCUAAUAGAAUCAAAGUGCUUACUGGAAAUCUUAACAAACGAGGACAGCGUUAUAAAACUGGGAAAUCUAGACAGAGAAGGCGACACCUUCAAACCUUUAUCUUCCUCUAACCAAUUAUCAAAACGAGAAAACUUGCAGAUAUGGCGCCUUGCCGGCACGAGAAUUUCCGACUUCUGUCGAGGAUUCCCCACUUACCUCAUCCAGAACCCACUACCAGACUCCCAAACUGUAUCAUACAUCCAAAACGACUUACCAAUAGUGGAAAUAUCAACCAAAAAACGGAAAAAAAGAGAAACCAGAUACAAUUCCGUGGGGCGAGUGAGAGGCCAGACUCAGUCUCAAUAUCUGAACUUUGGAAAGGGCAAUGGAGAGCCGGGAAAAGCAGAAGCGGAAAGCAGCUACGAAGGAACCAAAGCGGUCGUUUCUGGUUCAAGCGGAAUGGGUCAAGCCCAGAGCCAAAGUUCCCCAGUGGACUGUGGCGAAUGCCUAGGAGGACCAGGCUUCCAAGACCAAGGUCUUAUCUAUGGCAGAAGGCCAGGCUUUGAUGAUGUUCCAGAAAAAAUCACCAGACCUGGUGGCCCUGGUGCAAAAUAUCCAGGAGAAUAUGGGCCAACUGGUAUAGGACAAACUUAUAUUCCCGGUACAAGACCCGGUGGUGAGGGAGGUGAAGGUUAUGCACCUGGAAGCGAAGGAGGUUACGUCCCAGGCGGCAGAGCACCAGGAACAGCUCCUAGACCCGGCGAAGAAGGGGGUAGAUACAUUCCUGGACAAGAGAGACCCGGUGGCAGUGGAAGGCGGCCUAGCGAAGAACCUUCAGGAUUUUAUCCAAGUGGUGGACGACCACCAAGCACCGGACCGUCGCAAGGAAGCCAGCCAGGAAGAUAUUAUCCGAGUGGCAGACCUUCAGAAGGCGGCCUCACCCCAGGAACGGGUUCUUCUCCCGAUCAAUGGUCACAACCUGGAAGGCCACCAACUGGGACAGGUGCACAAGAAGGUUAUCCGCCUGGGACAGGUCCUACUUCUACACCAGGUCAAUGGACACAACCUGAAAGACAACCGGGAGGUCCUGCUUAUCCACCCGGAACAGGAGCCCCUUCUACACCAGGUCAAUGGACACAACCUGAGAAACAACCGGGAGGACCGGCCUAUCCUACAGGUCCUAGUACUACAUGGUCACAGCCUGGAGGGCAACCAAGUAGCCCGGGUACACAUGAGAGUUAUCCACCCGGAACAGGUCCUACAGGUGCUACACCAGGUGAAUAUUUGCAGCCCACAGGCCCAGGUACACAAGGAGCAUAUCCGUCAGGACAAUGGUUACAACCAGGAAGACAGCCAACUGGUCCCCAAGGAGGCUAUCCACCUGGGACAGGCCCCAGCUCUGCACCAGAUCAGUGGUUACAGCCUGGAAGGCAGCCAACUGGUACAGGAGUACCCUCGGGACAAUCAAAACCACCUUAUUCCUCAGAAUCAGGACCUAGUCCAGGUCAGUGGUAUCCGCCAAGUAGACAACCAAUCGGUCCAGGUAUAUCGGGAUCACCCCCGGGAUCAGGUCCAACUUCUAUCCCAAGUCAGUGGAUACAACCGGGAGGACAUCCAACGAGUCCAGCUGCACCACCAGGAACUCACGGAUGGUAUCCCGGCCCAAAUUAUGAAGGCGAUCAAUACCACAGAGGUCCAGAAACUGGAGGCAGGGACUUAGGAACGUUUGGAGGUCAGUUGUCAGGGCAAUAUGAAGGUCAUGCUGGACAUUCAGGGAGGUUCUCUGGCUCUUUCCAGGGAACUUAUGAGAGUCAUGGACAUGGAGGCUUUAGACCACCAUCCGAAGGUCAGGGUCAAGUAGGUAGAGGCCCAGCUCCAGCUCAGAUUAGUGGUCAUUGGGUUAAUGGAAAAUGGGAACCUUCAGGAGGUGGUCCAGCUAUACCUCAAGGAGGAGGUCCAGGUCCAACACAAGGUGGAGGUCAAUGGGUUGAUGGAAAAUGGGUACCUUCAGGAGUAGGUCCAGGUCCAACACAAGGUGGAGGCCAAUGGAUCGAUGGAAAGUGGGUACCAUCAGGAGGAGGUUCAGGUCCAACACAAGGUGGAGGCCAAUGGAUCGAUGGAAAGUGGGUACCUUCAGGAGGAGGUCCUUCAGGAGGAAGUGCAGGUCCAACGCAAGGUGAAGGCCAAUGGAUUAAUGGAAAAUGGGUACCUUCAGGAGAAGGUCCAGGUCCAACACAAGGUGGAGGUCAAUGGGUUGAUGGAAAAUGGGUACCUUCCGGUACAACUCAAGAAGGAGACCAAUGGAUAGAUGGAAAGUGGGUACCUUCAGGAGGAGGUGCAGGUCCAACGCAAGGUCAAGGCCAAUGGAUUGAUGGAAAAUGGGUACCAUCAGGAGGAGGUCCAGGUCCAACACAAGGUGGAGGCCAAUGGAUCGAUGGAAAAUUAGUACCAUCAGGAGGAGGUCCAGGUCCAACACAAGGUGGAGGUCAAUGGGUUGAUGGAAAGUGGGUACCUUCAGGAGGAGGUCCUUUAGGAGGAGGUGCAGGUCCAACGCAAGGUGAAGGCCAAUGGAUUGAUGGAAAAUGGGUACCUUCAGGAGGAGGUCCAGGUCCAACACAAGGUGGAGGCCAAUGGAUCGAUGGAAAAUGGGUACCUUCAGGUACAACUCAAGGAGGAGGUCCAGGUCCAACACAAGGUGGAGGCCAAUGGAUCAAUGGAAAGUGGGUACCUUCAGGUACAACUCAAGGAGGAAGCUCAGGUCCAACACAAGGUGGAGGCCAAUGGAUAAAUGGAAAAUGGGUACCGUCAGGAGGUCAGGGUGAAACAGGAGGAGGUUCAGGUCAAACUGAAGGUGGAGGACAAUGGAUUAAUGGCAAAUGGGUACCUUCGGGAGAGGGUCCAGGUACACCUCAAGGUGCAGGGCAGUGGAUAGAUGGGAAGUGGGUACCUUCAGGAGGUGGUCAGGGAUCUGGACAAUGGGUGAACGGCAAGUGGGUUCCUUUAGGUGAAGGUUACCCAUACGGUCAAGUACCUCCUGGACAGUAUGUAGCUGGUGGAGGACAAGGUGAGACCUCAGAUGACUCAGAUUCCCAAGUGCAAACAUCAGUACUGCAAGGCGACAACGAAACGAUAGCCAACGCACAAGCACAAGGAAAAUACCAGGGUGGUACCUCGCAAUCCCAAGUCUCAGGCACGUACUCGGGUUCCGGUUCUUUUAGUGCGUCCGCUGGUUCGGACGACGGCAAAAGAGGAGCGAUGACUCAAGUAUCCGGAGGGAAAAAUGGGGCUCAAAGUAGUGCACAGGGAAGAGGUGGUGCCGGCCAGUCUCAAGCUCAAGUCAGUUUGGAUCCUGACUCUGGAGACACCUUAUCCAGUGCCCAAACUUCCGGAAUACAACAUGGCACCCAAACCCAAGUAAGGGCAAGUGAAAAGGGAGGUUUGGCAGAUGCCCAAGCUAACGGACUAGGGGCCACCUCCUCCCAAGCCCAGAUAGGUUUCACUCCUUACGAUGAGAGUGAGAAGGAUAAUCAGACUACUCCGUUUAAGGGUGGCGGAACGGCGGCUGCGCAAAGCGGCAACCGCGCCGGAAUGACACAGACUCAAAUUCAGGGUAAAUUCAGAUUUGGAAUAAGAUAUCAAGGGGCUGCUCAAGCCGGCUCGGGCUCAACAGCCAUUCGAAAUCUCACAGAACCCACCGGAUAUUUUAAGCCGAUUAAUUUCACUGCGGCUAGAGUAAGUCACAGCAAACAGUCCCAAAGUCAACAAGCCACUUUACCGGACCAAUCUGCUGCAGAAAGAUCUGAUACAGCCCAGGAGGAAACCUUGAGGCAAUCAGAAACCAGCAGGGAGAAACUGUUCGAUGUACAGGUCCAAAAACUGAGCCCACCGCCUCAGGAGGAUCGAGAAGUUGUAGCGCAAGAAGAAUCAGACGGCCUGCCCGCCACCCAUCCGCCAGAUUACGCCGAAUCCGAAGAAUACGCGGAUCCAGAGUACGAGGACGAAGAUUUGGAAGAGCCGAGUCCCGCCCUUAGUCCUUCCAGAAGGAAUUUGGUGCUUCCUCGCACUGAUAUUCACCAGAGCCUCCGCAAGCCCAGCAGUGUCGUUAGUCAGAGCUCUGACCAUCAGAAACAGCACAUUAUUUUAGACCCGUUGGACAAUCUGGAUGCCACCGUACACCAAAGUAAAGGUGAUUCUAUCCAUGAUGGUAUGAUUUUGCAAUCGGGACAAGUUGUACCAGGUUCUUCAGGCUUCCAAAUACCAGCUGGAUUCCGUGGCAAAGUGAAAUCGAUCGCAAACGGACCAAAUACAUACGCGAUCGGCAAACACAGUCAAGCCCAAAGUGUGACUUUGUCCCCUGGAAGCGGUCGAAUAUUCUACAGCAAACCCACCAAUCCCGUCUACGGGGUUGUCACGAAAACCAUUUCAAGAAACGGUCAUUACGGCACCGGCUACGCUUACCAACCGAUCAACUAUCCGGUGGCUUACCGAAUGAAGAGCGGAAAAGUCUUACCGAAUUUUGUUUCCGUAAGUAAGUCGGAAGCCGGCGAAGCGGAUUUAGUAUCGGGAAAAAAGACUCCGAACGUUUAUUAUACGCAGAGCAGCAGUUGCGGCAUGUUUACGAACUCUUGUGUCUAUUCAAACGGGAAGAAAACUUGUUUUCCCGUUAGGAAAACUAAUCCAGAUGGCACCCCUAUGAGUUGUUAAAACGACUCUUACAUGGGAGAUUCUUGUACAUAUUUUUUUUAGUAGAAAAUUCGGUCAGUAUAUAAUUUUGAUUUUUUUAAGUUAUUAUAUUGUGGUGAUGUGUGGCUGAUAGGGGAAAAAAUUGGUAAAAUAAAAUUAUAAUUUUUUUUCA